Molecule: messenger RNA, 1882 nt
Organism: Pogona vitticeps (central bearded dragon)
Lineage: Eukaryota; Metazoa; Chordata; Lepidosauria; Squamata; Agamidae
Source: RefSeq, a predicted model, not a curated record
AUGGAGACAGCCAGAGCAAACGGGACGAUGGGAAAGCCAGAGGAAGUGAAGACGACUGUCUCUCCUAAGAAGGAAGGCGAAGACGGGAAGAUAUCCAGCAGCCCUAAUCGAGGAGACAAAGAUGUAAAUAAAAACAAUGCCAGCCCCUCUCUGGAAACGGGCCAGCUCAAAAAUUCCAUUUAUGCCGGAGGAGACUGGAAGAGACCCAUCAUCCAGUUCGUUGAAUCGUCAGAUGAGAAGAGGUCAACCUACUUCAAUAUGGAUUCAGGAGAGGUCAAGAAGCCAACGUUCCCCAACGUACAGCUAGGGGAAACCCGCCGGCCCCAAAUUUCCUUCCCAGAGAGAGGGGACCUGAGGAAAUCCUUAUUCAACAUGGAGGGCAAGAAACCCUUCACAAGUGACGGGGAGGGGAAAAAGUCGCUGUACGCCAGCAGCCCCAUUGCCGACCUCAGGAAAUCCACAGUCUCCCUUGGGGAGUCAGGAGAGGCUAAGAGGAACAGCUACAACAAGGUCAACCGAGGGUCGAGUUCGAGGCCCCGGGUCUUGGAAGAUGUCCUUUGUGACUCCUGCAUCGACAACAAGCAGAAAGCCGUGAAGUCCUGCCUGGUGUGUCAAGCCAGCUUCUGCGAGGUUCACCUGAAACCCCACUUGGAAGGGGCUGCUUUCCGAGAUCAUCAGCUCCUGGAUCCCAUCAAGGAUUUUGAAGCCAGAAAAUGCCCUGUCCAUGGCAAGACCAUGGAGCUCUUUUGCCAGACGGACCAGGUCUGCAUCUGUUACCUCUGCAUGUUCCAGGAGCACAAGAACCACACCACGGUCACAGUGGAGAUCGAGAAGUCCGGCAAAGAGACUGAACUCUCCCUCCAGAAGGAGCAGCUGCAGCUCAAGAUCAUAGAGCUGGAAGAUGAAGUGGAUAAAUGGCACAAGGAGAGAGAUCGCAUCAAGAACUUCACAACCAACGAGAAAGCUACCGUGGACCAGCAUUUUAAAGAGCUGAUCCGUGACCUGGAGAAGCAACGGGAGGAAGUGAAGGCUGGCUUGGACCACAGAGAGAAGGUAGCUGUGGAGAACAUCAAGGAGAUUGUGGAAGAGCUAGAAGACAGGGCCAAGCUGCUGCAGGAGGACAAAGAGACGAGGGACCAGAUCGGCCAGAUCAGUGACUCAGUGCUCUUCCUGCAGGAGUUUGGUGCUAUGAUGCGGAGCUAUACCAUCCCUCCAUCUCUGCCUACGUACAGCAUCCUGCUUGAGGGGGAGAACAUGAGCCCGGCUAUGGGACUACUUAGAGAUGACCUCCUGAACGUAUGCAUGAGACACGUUGAGAAGAUCUGCAAGGCAGACCUGAGCAGGAACUUCAUCGAGAGGAACCACAUGGAGAACGGAGACCAUCGUUUCAUGAUGAACAACUACAGUGACUGGAACCAGCCAGAUAGCCUGAAGAGGUUUUCCAUGUUCUUGACUCCAAAAGGUGGCAACUACAACUCCAGAGCGUGGGAAUUUUCUGCCAUGCAGACUGCCGCAGAGGAGUCGCUGACGACAGCUAACUCGGCGUUCUCCUUGAAAGUAGGCAAUGGAACCAAGGUGCCUUAUCAGUUCCCCUCAAUUGGCCAGAGUUCACCCGGAGAUUUCAGCAAGCAGUCUGAUGGGAGCCUCUAUACUAAGAAUGCGUACCCCUCAAUAGUGAGGCACCAAGCUGCUAAAGCACAGCCCCAGACAUGGAAGUCUUCCAAGCAGAGCAUGCUGUCCCACUACCGCCCUUUCUACGUCAACAAGGGCAACGGAGUCUCUUCCAAUGAAGCGCCGUGAUCCUCAAGAUUCCCAGGAGCAGCCGGUCGUGGGACGAGAUGAGGAUGCACAGACGAGAAUUUUCCCGGAUGCUUCUGCUCUA